Molecule: messenger RNA, 999 nt
Organism: Gymnodraco acuticeps
Lineage: Eukaryota; Metazoa; Chordata; Actinopteri; Perciformes; Bathydraconidae
Product: olfactory receptor 52K2-like
Exons: 1
Coding region: 1-999 (332 amino acids)
Biological process (GO): G protein-coupled receptor signaling pathway
Cellular component (GO): membrane
Molecular function (GO): G protein-coupled receptor activity; olfactory receptor activity
Source: RefSeq, a predicted model, not a curated record
AUGUUGGAGGCGUCGCCGGGCGGGAACUCGUCCCACAGCAGCUUCCUGUUCGGAGGCUUCCCGGCGCUUCAGAACCACCAACGGCUGCUGGUUCUGGUUCUCCUGAUCGGCUGCUACGUAACUUUGCUCCUUGGAAACUGUGCUUUGCUGCUGGUGAUCGGCAGCGUGGCGUCUCUCCACAGCCCCAUGUACCUUCUGAUCGCCUCGCUGUGUGCCGUGGACAUCCUGGUGGGAACGACCAUCUUCCCCACUACGUUACUCAGCCUUCUGUUCAACUGGGACCGGAUCUCUCUGACUGGCUGCCUCACACAGAUGUUCUUCACCCACUUCCUGUCCUCGCUGGAGUCCACGCUUCUUCUAGCCAUGGCGCUGGAUCGCUACGUGGCCAUUUGCUUUCCGCUACGCUACAAUAAGAUCAUGAACGCCUCGGUGUUCGCCAAACUGCUUCUGUUCGCGUUGUUUCGCAGCUGUUCAGUCAUGGGGACUUUGGUUGGUUUGGCGGGAUCUCUGUGGUUCUGCGACUCCAACACAAUCCGCCACUGUUACUGCGACCACAUGGCGCUGGUUAGCUUAGCGUGCGGCGACACGGAGAGAAAUCGAGCGGCCGGACUCGCCGUUAUCAUCUGUUUCGUGGGCGUCGACACCCCGGUUAUCUUCUUCUCCUACGUGAAGAUCCUGAGCGUUGUCCUGCGGGCGUCGGCGUCCGGAGAGGACCGCUGGAAGGCGUUCCACACCUGCGGGACGCACCUGAUGGUUAUGACCUGCUUCUACCUGGUGGGCAGCGUCUCCUUCCUGUCGCCCAGCAUCAACAUCCCCCCCGACGCUCACACCUUCAUGGGUCUGAUGUACAUCCUGCUGCCGGCCACCGUCAACCCCAUUAUCUAUGGAGUCCGCACCAAGGAGAUCAGGAACGGAUUCCUGAAGAUCUUUAAAGUCAGAGCGAAGAAACUCAAGUCGAUGAAGGUGAAGGUGUCUCCUGCUGGGAAAGGUAAAACUUGA